Paralichthys olivaceus (Japanese flounder) is the source of this 455-nucleotide messenger RNA. Lineage: Eukaryota; Metazoa; Chordata; Actinopteri; Pleuronectiformes; Paralichthyidae. The record is from RefSeq and is a predicted model, not a curated record.
GAGAAAAGACGUUUCCAGGUUUGGUGUGGACGUGCUCUGUCGACCUGUCUCGUUCUCUCACGUGUGUCUUGUUCCACAGGUUGAGUCCAGAGAUCUUCCUGAAGAGACCCGUCGUUGAGGGCAACCGCUGGCGUCUGGAUUGCGUCCUGAAACGCAAAGCGCAACAAGGAGUUAAAGUCUUUGUGAUGCUGUAUAAGGAGGUGGAGCUUGCUCUGGGCAUCAACUCGGGCUACAGCAAGAGAACGCUGCGGCACCUUCACCCCAACAUCAAGGUGAUGCGUCACCCAGACCACGUGUCCUCCGCCGUCUACCUGUGGGCGCAUCACGAGAAGAUCAUCAUCGUCGACCAAUCUGUGGCCUUCGUGAGCGGGAUCGACCUGGCGUACGGACGCUGGGACGACAGGGAGCACCGGCUGACGGACGUCGGGAGUGUGGCGCUUUCUCACCUGGAGCAG